GGCUGUCUUCUGGAAGUAGGGCCCGAGGUCUGUCGGUGGGGUGACUUCUGCAGCGUGUGGCCGUGUGACCCCACGGAGGUGACCUCCCAGAGCGGCUGAGGUUGUGAACCCAUUGAGCCCCAGUGUAUGCGCUGACCCCAUGGCGGAGGCCCCUGGGAACCAAGGCGAGAGCUGUGUGAGCCUGGAGGACGUGUGCCUGCGUUUCACUUCAGAGGAGUGGAGUCUCCUUGAUGACGCUCAGAAGCUCCUGUACCACAACAUGAUGCUGGAGAACUUCUUGCUUGUGCUGUCCCUGGGACUUCCGAUUUCCAAAUCCUUCCCAGGAACUCGAGUUUAUCCAUCAUGGCCUUAUUUGCUCCAGAAAGAUAAACAUAUGACCAUGGAGCCAUCCAUCAAUAUUUAGAGAAAGAAUUGAGAAGACUUCAUAGAGGAAAUUAAAUUGUGCUGAGGAAG
This is a messenger RNA of Mus caroli (Ryukyu mouse), 453 nucleotides long. Its product is annotated as zinc finger protein 773-like. Gene Ontology annotation, biological process: regulation of DNA-templated transcription. The record is from RefSeq and is a predicted model, not a curated record. Lineage: Eukaryota; Metazoa; Chordata; Mammalia; Rodentia; Muridae.